This is a messenger RNA of Arabidopsis thaliana (thale cress), 1967 nucleotides long. RefSeq names its product auxin-responsive GH3 family protein. The record is from RefSeq and is marked reviewed. NCBI's taxonomy places the organism in Eukaryota, Viridiplantae, Streptophyta, Magnoliopsida, Brassicales, Brassicaceae. The transcript has 3 exons. Bases 572 to 1816 code for a protein of 414 amino acids.
GUUUAGUGUUAUAUACUGCCGUAUAAAGAACCCCUUAGCAGAGAUGAGAGAUCAAAACCAAAUAAAUUAAAAAGUAAAUUUAUUGAAAUAUGAUGAAUCCAAGUUUAAAUCUGAUGGAUCUGGAGGAGCUAACAUCGAAUGCAAAGCAGAUACAAGAAGACGUAUUGGAAGAGAUACUCACACUUAAUGCCAACACUGAAUAUCUUCACCGCUUCCUCCACGGGAGCUCUGAUAAAGUGCUUUUCAAAAAGAACGUACCGGUGGUUACCUAUGAUGAUGUUAAGCCUUAUAUCGAACGUGUUGCGAAUGGAGAGCCCUCGGAUGUGAUUUCUGGUGGACCUAUCACUAUGUUCCUCCGUAGCACCGGAACUUCAGGAGGGAAACAAAAGGUAUUUCCAGUGAACGAUAAGUACAUUGAAAAGUUGGGAUACGUUAUUGCUCUACGAUCUCUCGCUAUGUCCAAGCAUUUUGAUAGCGGUGGCGAGCAAGGAAAAGCGAUGGAGUUUCAUUGCACUAAACCGCCAUCGGCAACACCCUCUGGUUUACCGGUCUUUGCUGUAUUUUCUUCUUCAUGAGCGAUUACUUCAAAAACCGACCAUCAAAAUGUAAUUCUGAGUACACAAGCCCUGACCAAAUUAUAUUGUGCCCAGACCAUAAUCAGAGUUUGUAUUGUCAUCUUUUAUGCGGGCUUGUCCAGCGAGAUGAGGUUGUGAGAGUAGGUGCAGCCUUUGCUUUUGUCUUGGUUCGAGCCAUCGAUUUUCUUGAGAAACACUGGAAGGAAUUGUGUAGCAAUAUCCGAUCAGGUCAUGUUAGUGAGUGGAUCACUGACCUUGAGGGCAGAAACGCUGUCUCCACCAUUCUUCGAGGACCUGAUUCAAUAUUGGCUGAUGUUAUUGAACAAGAAUGCAGCCACAAGUCCUGGGAAGGUAUUAUUACACGACUUUGGCCCAAAGCCAAAUAUAUUGAUUGUAUUAUAACAGGACAAAUGUCUCAAUACAUUCCAAUGUUGGAGUUUUAUUCCAACAAGCUGCCUAUAGUUUCCACAACAUAUGGGUCUUCUGAAAGUACAUUUGGGAUGAAUGUGGAUCCUCUAUGCAAACCACAAGAUACCUCCUACACAUGUGCGCCGAACAUCUCCUACUUCGAGUUUCUACCUGUUGAUCACAAGGGAGACAUGGCAAGCAUUGUUGAUCUUGUCGACGUCAAGUUAGGGUGCUACUAUGAACCGGUGGUCACUAAUUAUUUUGGUCUACACAGAUAUCUUAUUGGAGAUAUUCUACAGGUUACUGGAUUUUACAAUAACACACCUCAAUUUAGAUUUGUACAUAGAAAGAAUGUGGUUUUAAGCGUGAGAUCGGAGACAACAACUGAAGAAGACAUUUUAAAGGCGUUGAAUCAUGUGGGACUGGUUCUUGAAUCUUCAGAUUUAAUGUUGAUGGGCUUCACAUGCUAUGCAGAUAUCUCCACAUUUCCAGGUCACUACGUUUUUUACUGGGAACUCAAAGCUAAAGACGUUCAAGAUGUUUUCGAGCUUGAGGAGAAAGUAAUGGUGAAAUGUUGCUCUUUAUUAGAGGAGUCAUUUGAUGAAGUAUAUAGAAAAAAUAGGAGUAAAGAUGAGUGUAUCGGACCUCUAGAGAUAAGAGUUGUGCAACAAGGAACAUUCGAUUCCCUCAUGGAAUAUUUCAUCUCCCAAGGAGGUUCGAUUGCUCAAUACAAGACACCCAUAUGUAUCAACUCUUCUGAAGCCUUAGCAGUUCUUGAAAACAAGGUUCUUGCUCGAUUCUUUAGCGAAAAAUCUCCUCCUCUUGACUCAUAGUGCUUUGUAUUCUAUAUGCUUGAAUAAAGAAAAGGUCGUGGAAAAACUAUGAACAAAGCACUUGAGAUGUUUGUAUGCCUAUUGGUGAUGGUUGCAUGUUAUAAUAACGGAAAUGUAUGUAAGUAAUGUUAUUUGGAAACAUAGGAGAAAC